CCGCAGGCGCAGCGGGGCGCGCGGCGGCGGCGGCGGGAGGCGCUGCCGCCAUGGCGGAGGCCGAGGGGCUGCUCUCCGUGGACUACGAGGUGUUCGGCAGGGUGCAGGGCGUUUUCUUCCGCAAGUACACCCAGGGGGAGGCGAAGAGGCUGGGUCUCGUCGGCUGGGUCCAAAACACCAGCCAUGGCACCGUGCAAGGGCAGAUGCAGGGCCCUGCAGACAGGGUGCGGGAGCUGCAGGAAUGGCUCCAGAAGGUGGGAAGUCCCCAGUCCCGCAUCAGCCGAGCUGAGUUCACUAAUGAGAAGAAGAUCGUGGCGCUGGAGCACAUGGACUUCCAGAUUUUGAAGUGAUUUUGCCCAGGAAGAAGCAGAAGCUGGAGCAUGAGCUGCCCUCGUGGGACGUUCCCCCUCUCACCCAUCCAUUCAUCCAGGAUUUGGCUCUGGAGGGACUUUAUUUGGUUAUAUUAUCGUUCUAACUUAUUGGUUUGUUGCACCGUUAGUGUGACCCUCGGCCUUUUGUGGCAGUUUGGCGGGCAGAGGAGGAGCUGAGCUCCGGGGUGGCUGAGGAGACAGCCCCUGUUUCCAAAGGUAUGCACGGAACGAGGCUGGAGUAGUUUUACGGGAGUAAAAUCCAUGAUUUAUGUACCGUGCGCUCACGUGAAGGAAGUCGCGAAAUUGGUGCCAGUACUAAACGUUGCUAAAAACAUCAUUUCUGUGCUCUGAAUGCCUAAGA
Messenger RNA from Cuculus canorus (common cuckoo), 732 nucleotides. It is a transcript of the gene ACYP1, whose product is annotated as acylphosphatase 1. Gene Ontology annotation, molecular function: acylphosphatase activity. Bases 51 to 350 code for a protein of 99 amino acids. Lineage: Eukaryota; Metazoa; Chordata; Aves; Cuculiformes; Cuculidae. The record is from RefSeq and is a predicted model, not a curated record. The transcript has 3 exons.